This is a messenger RNA of Mucor velutinosus, 1530 nucleotides long. RefSeq names its product Glycerophosphocholine acyltransferase 1. Bases 1 to 1530 code for a protein of 509 amino acids. The transcript is spliced from 7 exons. Gene Ontology annotation, cellular component: cytosol. Lineage: Eukaryota; Fungi; Mucoromycota; Mucoromycetes; Mucorales; Mucoraceae. The record is from RefSeq and is a predicted model, not a curated record. Gene Ontology annotation, biological process: thiamine biosynthetic process. Gene Ontology annotation, molecular function: thiaminase activity; hydroxymethylpyrimidine kinase activity; phosphomethylpyrimidine kinase activity.
AUGUCUGGCAAAGUGGCUCUUCCAAAGGCAAUGACCAUUGCUGGCAGUGAUAGCGGAGGUGGGGCUGGUAUCCAAGCUGAUAUCAAGACGCUCACUUCUCUUCACGUUUAUGCUACUUCGGUGAUAACCUCUGUUACCUCUCAAAACACUCUAUGCGUGGAUGGUAUUCAUGAUAUCCCAGCUGAAUUCGUAGCAAAGCAAAUUACCGCUGUCUUGAGCGACAUUGGCUCGGAUGCUAUCAAAAUUGGCAUGCUCUCAUCAGCUGAAAUCAUCAACGCUGUUGCAGCUACCUUGAAGCAGUUUCCCGAGCAAUCUCGCCACGUUGUAGUGGAUCCAGUCAUGAUCUCGACCAGUGGAUCCCGUCUCUUGGCUGCUGAUGCCAUUCAAGCUUUAGUUCAAGAGUUGCUACCCAUCACCUAUGUUUUGACGCCAAAUGUCCCAGAGGCAGAGAUCCUGUUGGACCUGAAACCCGGUUCCAUCAAAUCUGUGAAGGAUAUGCGUGAAGCAGCUCAACGAUUAACCAAUUUCGGCCCCAAAUACAUCUUGUUGAAGGGUGGACAUUUGCCUUUGAAAACAGCCAAGGGUAAGGAUCAGGUCGUUGAUGUUAUUUAUAGCGCUACCAAUGGUACCUGGUAUGAGAUUGCAAACGACUAUGUGGAUACCAAGAAUACGCAUGGUACUGGUUGCACACUUUCAGCCGCUUUAGCCGGUGAACUAGCAAAGGGUGUCUCGGUUGAGACGGCCUGUGAAAAUGCUGUUGAAUAUGUCAAGAUAGCCAUAGCACAAACACUAGGUGGUAUUGGCGCUGGCAAUGGCCCUAUCAAUCAUUUUCAUCCUUUAAAAUGGUCUCCUUAUGAAGGAAAACCUUUGAUUGUAGCUAUCAAAGAAAUGCUUCCCGAGGAUCUUUGGACUGAUUUCAUUGAUCAUCCUUUUGUCCGUGGCAUUGCAGACGGUACUCUUCCAGUGGAAUCCUUCACUUACUACCUCAAGCAAGACUAUCUUUACCUGCAACACUAUGCUCGCGCUGCCUCUCUUGCUGCGUAUAAAUCCGGCACCAUGGAGGAUAUUGCAGCAAAUGCUGCUAUCGUUGUUCAUAUUGCCAAAGAGUCUCAGCUUCAUUUAGAUUACUGCAGUAGAUGGGGGAUCACAAAGGAAGAUGUACUCAACACACCUGAAAGCGUCUUCAACUCUGCCUACACCCGUUAUGUUCUGGACAAAGGCACAUCCGGUGAUAUAUUGGAUUUAAAAGCUGCCAUGGCACCCUGUUUAAUCGGCUAUGGUGAGAUUGGUGUCAAAUUGUACAAUGACCCUGAUACCAAGAGAGAGGGCAACCCUUACUGGGACUGGAUCUGCCAAUAUGCAGCCGAUGAUUAUCAACAAGCCGUUAUUGCAGGCAUUGCUGAGAUAGAAGAGUUGGGUAAGCAUUUCAUUUCAUCCUCUGCUUCUCGCUUCCAAGAAGUGUGCAAAACUUUUGAGCAGGCAACUCGUUUGGAAGUGAUGUUCUGGGAAAUGGGCCAAAAGCUUUGUUAG